UCUCGCCAUGUUGAAUAGAGCAACAAGUGACUAAGAAACUCGAUUUGUUUCUGCGUUUGUUUUCAUACAAGAAGAGCAUCAUCAGUAGAGAUGGAUGCUUUCUUACGAGGACAGAGUUCUACUGCUAGUUCUUCGAAGCUUAAGCAACAAACAGGCGAAGAAACAGCAGGAUCUUCAAACAAAAGGGUUGUUGUUCCUUGGGUUGAAAAAUAUCGCCCAAGAUCUGUGGAUGAAGUUGCUUAUCAAGAUGAAGUUGUGUCAGUGUUGAAAAAAUCUCUAGAAGGAGCUGAUCUCCCAAACUUGUUGUUUUAUGGCCCUCCUGGCACAGGAAAAACAUCCACAAUACUUGCUAUUGCAAGACAGCUGUUUGGACCUGAGCUUAUGAGAUCACGGGUGCUUGAAUUAAAUGCAUCAGAUGAACGUGGAAUACAGGUAGUGAGAGAUAAAGUUAAGAAGUUUGCUCAACUGGCAGCCUCUGGUAUUCGAACUGAUGGUACCCCAUGCCCACCCUUCAAGCUGGUUAUUUUGGAUGAAGCAGAUUCCAUGACACCAAGUGCUCAGGCAGCCUUGAGAAGAACCAUGGAGAAGGAGACAAAAACCACAAGAUUUUGUCUUAUUUGUAACUAUGUGAGCAGAAUUAUUGAGCCCCUGACUUCCCGUUGUUCCAAAUUUCGUUUUAAGCCAUUAUCUACAGAUACUUUAGAGAAGAGACUCAACAUGAUUUGUGAAAAGGAAAAUGUGAAAUGUGAUAAAAAGGCGAUACAAGAAUUGAUAAAGAUAUCAGAAGGUGACAUGAGGAAGGCUAUAACAUACCUACAAAGUGCUCAAAGACUGAAGGGUGAAGACGUGGUAGAAGCUGAUGAUAUCAGUGAAAUAGCUGGGGUUGUUCCAAGUAAAAUGGCAGACAAACUUUUUGAGGCUUGUGGAUCAGACUCAUUUGAAAAACUUGACGCUACAGUUCAGGAAAUAAUAGCUGAGGGUCAUGCAGCUGCUCAGGUCAUCAACCAGGUUCAUGACAGAAUUAUUGAAAUGGCUGACUUAAACGACCAUCAAAAAUCUGCCAUUAUGGAAAAAAUAGCUAUCGUCGACAAAUGUCUUUGUGAUGGAGCUGAUGAAUAUUUGCAAAUUUUAAGCUUGUGUUCCGUCAUGAUGCAACAGUUUUGCCAUGCCGGACAAACAUGAAAAGGUCAGAAAGGAAAAGUUGGAACGGAAACAUUCCCAUCGCCGGUCGCCAUACCGUUUCAGUUGUAUUCUGUAAAUUACUAAUAAAAGGUUUACCCUAUUAAAACAGCUAUACAAUUCUUA
Messenger RNA from Pocillopora damicornis (cauliflower coral), 1305 nucleotides. Its product is annotated as replication factor C subunit 4. The record is from RefSeq and is a predicted model, not a curated record. Gene Ontology annotation, cellular component: nucleus; DNA replication factor C complex. Gene Ontology annotation, molecular function: ATP binding; ATP hydrolysis activity; DNA binding. Gene Ontology annotation, biological process: DNA repair; DNA-templated DNA replication. NCBI's taxonomy places the organism in Eukaryota, Metazoa, Cnidaria, Anthozoa, Scleractinia, Pocilloporidae.